AUGGUAUUCUGCGGCAAACCGAGUAAAGGUUGCGGUGAAUGCCGAUCUCGCAAGAUCCGUUGCGAUCAAGGCCGGCCGAGUUGCUCGCAGUGCGCUAAGGGGAACCGGGCCUGCCCCGGCUACCGGGAUGAGUUGUCACUUAUGUUUCGGGAUGAGAGCCAGCAGGUUGUACGGAAGGCAAGGAAUGGCUCCUCGUCACGGCGCACAAAGAGGACGACAGCUGCCUCUAAGAAGAAGGAACAUGCCGUCGCCGCGUCCAACAAGAAAUCCCCCGGCGUCGUGCCAGAGUCGCACAGCAGCAGCAGCCGCAGUCCGGACGCAUCCUCAUUUGUCGGCAAAGCGAAUACGCCGACACAAUCAUCGCCAUCGGUGCCGUCAGUAUACACUGGCAGUGACAUCAUUGACUUCAACGACGGCAUCGAAGAGGUGAAGCUCAUCAACGAGGAACAACUUCAUCUUCAACAACUAGCAAACGAGCCCUGGAAUGUACAGCCCUCAUGGCAACUUACUGUGAAUGAAGCCGUCAGCUACUUUCUUUGGCAUAAUGUAUGGCCCGGGGAGAUGUUUAUGGUGAACUUCAAACUCAAGUCGCCGGGGCAUCCGAGCGCUACUUUGAGCGAACAGGCUCAAAUGGCUGCACUUGUAUCCGUGGGAACUGCCAUGAUAGCUCGUGUGCGACGAACACCGGAUUUGGAUAGGGCUGCUGCGGAGAAAUAUGAACUUGCGACUACGCUUUUACUGCGGGCUAUGUCCAACGAGAAGGAAUCAAGAGCCAAUGCGACCCUGUCAGCGGUUCUAUUAAUGGCUAUCUACGAGGUGAUUACUAGCCGUUCAAUAAAGAGUAUCGAAAAGUGGACAAUGCAUAUAAUAGGAGCAACUGGAUUGCUCCAGUUGCGAGGGCCAGAGCACCUUCAGAGCGAGGAAGGGCUUAAGCUCUUUGUUCAGCUGAGAUUUCAGAUCAUCAUCAGCUGUCUUCAGAGAGGAAUGCAUGUGCCAAAGGAUCUAUUAGAAUGCAGCAAGAUUGCAAUGUACUUACGACCACAGAUAGACGCCUACUGCGAUCGUCUCAUAGUCAUAGCCGGGAAACUCUCCAACCUGCGAGCGGAUCUUAUCCGAACCAAGACCUUGACAGAUGCGAACGAAACAUUGUCCGCCGCAUACGCUAUCGAAGCAGAACUGCUGGCUUGGGUUGCGGCUGGUCCGCCCGACUUCUUGUACACAACGUACGAGUGCUCCUCGGUCGAGGAAUGGGUUAGGAUGUUUGGCAACAAACCCUUUCCCUACAAUAAUCAGUACCACGUCUACCGCGAUCUAUGGAUCUGCCAUACUUGGAAUCAAUAUAGGUGUGCACGGAUUAUUGUCUGUGAGAUCAUCAUAAGCUGUUUCCGUCGGCUGUCGGCAUUCUCUCCGACGAUGGCCAUGUCCAAGGAGUUACAGAGUCACUGCGCCCGGAUUCGCAACGUUACGCGCGAACUGGCUAGCGACAUUUGCGCCAGUGCUGCAUACCAUCUGGGGGUAGAAGGAUCCACUGCAUCCGAGCUCACUGUUCCCACGAAUUAUUGCUACGUGGGCGGAAUGCUCCUCCUGUGGCCGUUAACACUGGCCGGAGGCACGGAACCUAUAGACCACCCACUUCGCAUGUGGACCCGCGAUUGUCUGCGGCUCAUCGGGCAAAGCAUUGGCAUCGACCAAGCCUUGGCCCUCAUUGAUGUUCUAGAAACGGAAGCGGGGGUGUUUGAAGGAUUAGAGGAGACAGAUUCUGGCAUAAUUUUCCCUGCCAGGGGCGAUGCAAGCGCUUUCAACCAGGUCUUGGUCCCAACGUGGAACAUUUAA
This is a messenger RNA of Aspergillus mulundensis, 1833 nucleotides long. RefSeq names its product Zn(II)2Cys6 transcription factor. The transcript is spliced from 3 exons. Gene Ontology annotation, biological process: regulation of DNA-templated transcription. Lineage: Eukaryota; Fungi; Ascomycota; Eurotiomycetes; Eurotiales; Aspergillaceae. The record is from RefSeq and is a predicted model, not a curated record. Gene Ontology annotation, molecular function: zinc ion binding; DNA-binding transcription factor activity, RNA polymerase II-specific. The coding region runs from base 1 to 1833 and encodes 610 amino acids.